UGCUCUUUUCGCGCUGACACCGCCGCCUCUUUCCCCUGCGAGUCUGCUCCACGCUAGAGGUGACCUGGCUGCCUGAGCUUGCUCUGCAGGUGCUGAAAUCGUCUGCGCACUUUGCUAAUCAUGUCUGAACCAAUCAAAGUCCUUGUGACUGGAGCAGCUGGGCAGAUUGCCUACUCGCUACUGUACAGCAUUGGAAAUGGAUCUGUCUUUGGUAAAGAUCAGCCUAUAAUUCUUGUCUUGUUGGAUAUAACUCCUAUGAUGGGUGUCCUAGAAGGUGUUUUAAUGGAACUACAAGACUGUGCCCUUCCCCUCCUGAAAGAUGUCAUCGCAACUGAUAAAGAAGAAGUUGCCUUCAAAGACCUUGAUGUGGCUAUUCUCGUUGGCUCUAUGCCAAGAAGGGAAGGCAUGGAGAGAAAAGAUUUACUGAAAGCAAAUGUGAAAAUCUUCAAAUGCCAGGGUGCAGCACUGGACAAAUAUGCCAAGAAGUCAGUUAAGGUUAUUGUGGUAGGGAACCCAGCCAAUACCAACUGCCUGACUGCCUCCAAGUCUGCACCAUCCAUCCCCAAGGAGAACUUCAGUUGCCUGACCCGUUUGGAUCACAACCGAGCUAAAGCUCAGAUUGCUAUUAAACUUGGUGUGACUUCCAAUGAUGUGAAGAAUGUCAUUAUUUGGGGAAACCACUCCUCAACUCAGUAUCCAGAUGUUAACCAUGCUAAGGUGAAACUGCAAGGAAAGGAAGUUGGUGUUUAUGAAGCUCUGAAAGAUGACAGCUGGCUCAAGGGAGACUUUAUCGCAACUGUGCAACAACGAGGUGCUGCUGUGAUCAAGGCUCGGAAACUAUCCAGUGCAAUGUCUGCCGCAAAAGCCAUCUGUGACCAUGUCAGAGACAUCUGGUUUGGAACCCCAGAGGGAGAAUUUGUGUCCAUGGGCAUUAUCUCUGAUGGCAACUCCUAUGGUGUUCCUGAUGAUCUGCUCUACUCAUUCCCUGUUACAAUCAAGAAUAAGACCUGGAAGAUUGUUGAAGGUCUCCCUAUUAAUGAUUUUUCUCGUGAGAAAAUGGAGCUUACAGCAAAGGAACUGACAGAAGAAAAGGAAACUGCUUUUGAAUUUCUUUCCUCUGCCUGACUAGACAAUCAUUUUGAUCUCAAUCAUGUUACUAAUCGCCCCAAAGCUGAAGAAUCUAAAUGUCGUCUUUGACUCCAGUAGCAAAUUAUUAUAAUGCUAUACUUAAAUUUCUUGUGGGAGGGACACAUUUAAAAGAUUGUAAGCUUCUUAGUACUAAUUUGUGAGUUUAUCAUCAUGCUGUUAGUGCUGAAUAAAAUGUGUUCAAGUGAAA
Suncus etruscus (white-toothed pygmy shrew) is the source of this 1336-nucleotide messenger RNA. It is a transcript of the gene MDH1, whose product is annotated as malate dehydrogenase 1. The transcript has 9 exons. NCBI's taxonomy places the organism in Eukaryota, Metazoa, Chordata, Mammalia, Eulipotyphla, Soricidae. The coding region runs from base 121 to 1125 and encodes 334 amino acids. The record is from RefSeq and is a predicted model, not a curated record. Gene Ontology annotation, biological process: malate metabolic process; tricarboxylic acid cycle; oxaloacetate metabolic process. Gene Ontology annotation, molecular function: L-malate dehydrogenase (NAD+) activity. Gene Ontology annotation, cellular component: mitochondrion; cytosol.